AUGUCCGCAGAACCUCACGUGGUGAUCAUUGGCGCCGGUGUUGUCGGUCUUACCAAUGCUGUCUUUUUAGCUGAGGCUGGCUACACGGUCACUGUAAUAGCUGCGCAUGUCCCUGGUGAUAGCAGUGUAGAGUAUACAUCGCCAUGGGCCGGCGCGCACUGGAGAACGCAUGCUACACCUGAUACACCUGAACAAUGCGAUUGGGAUGCCCAGACGUUCGACUACUGGCGCCAGAUACGCGAGGAUGAAGAGCGUGAUUCUGAGCUUCCUAAGAGUGGAUUGAAGGUGCAAGAAUCCCUCCACUACUGGGACACCGAACUCAAAGAAGAUUUAUGGUGGGCAGCCGUAGUCCAAGACUUCGCGCAACUGUCUCUCUUCCACGACCCCAUCUUGUUCAUCAACCGCGACCGCCCAGCUCAUGCCCCAGAGAUAAUCUGGGGCGCCACCUCCCGAGCUUGCUCCAUUAAUACUCCCCAAUACCUCCUUUACCUCCAGGAACGCGCUCGUAAGAGCGGCACAAUCGUCUUCAAAUCCAAGCUUCCUACCGAUGGCGGCUUCGAGAAAGCCCUCACCACAGCUGAAGGCAUAGCUCGGGUCAUUGGCAGAGCAAAAGUAGAUUGCUUCGUGAAUUGCACAGGCCUUGGAGCAAUGAAGCUUUGCGCUGACGAUAGAAUGUUUCCAAUCAGAGGACAGACAGUGCUUGUGAAAGGCGAGGCGAAAGCUACGCGAACACGCUAUCACGCAGGCACCAUUGGCUCUGGCACAAGUUCCUACUGCAUCCCUCGGCCUGGAUCCGGAACGACAAUUCUUGGCGGGACCAAGGAGAAGGGGAAUUGGAGUGAGAAAGCUGAUCCGGAGACUACGAAGAUUAUCUUGGAGAGGUGUAGUUGGAUGGUGCCGGAGCUUUUGACGGGGGGAAAUGACGGGUUCGAGGUGAUGAGUGCGCAGGCUGGGUUGAGGCCGGGGAGAGAGGGAGGGCCGAGGACAGAGAGGGAGGUUGUGGGCGGGAGGAGGGUUGUACAUGCGUAUGGACAUGCCGGGGGAGGGUAUCAGAAUUCGGUUGGGUGUGCGAGGAAAGUGGUCAAGUUGGUGGAGGAGAGUGUUGGGACGUCGUCGAUGGGGGUCGUGAGCGCGAGGCUUUGA
Molecule: messenger RNA, 1143 nt
Organism: Fulvia fulva
Lineage: Eukaryota; Fungi; Ascomycota; Dothideomycetes; Mycosphaerellales; Mycosphaerellaceae
Product: D-amino-acid oxidase
Exons: 4
Coding region: 1-1143 (380 amino acids)
Molecular function (GO): FAD binding; D-amino-acid oxidase activity
Source: RefSeq, a predicted model, not a curated record